Molecule: messenger RNA, 2214 nt
Organism: Aplysia californica (California sea hare)
Lineage: Eukaryota; Metazoa; Mollusca; Gastropoda; Aplysiida; Aplysiidae
Product: heterogeneous nuclear ribonucleoprotein K
Exons: 16
Coding region: 174-1445 (423 amino acids)
Biological process (GO): regulation of transcription by RNA polymerase II; regulation of mRNA splicing, via spliceosome
Cellular component (GO): cytoplasm; nucleus
Molecular function (GO): mRNA binding
Source: RefSeq, a predicted model, not a curated record
CUGAACUAAUGUUCAUACGCACUAAAUUUUCCUUUCUCAUCUGGCCAGAUUGGAACAAAAGAGAAAAACGAACAACUGAGAAAACCACCGACUGAAAGCAGAAACACCAGCGUUCGCUCCACCUUUUUCAUUUAGAUCCGUUUCCCACCCCACCAGCCACCACGGACGAAAUAAUGACAGACAUGGAAGAUGGUCGUAUCAAGCGACCACGUGAUGAAGAGGUGGGCGGAGAAGGAGAAGACACGGACAUGCCUAAGCGGCGAAGAGGGGAGGGACCGCGGAUCGAGCUACGCAUUCUCAUGCAGAGCAAGAAUGCUGGUGCCAUCAUUGGCAAAGGAGGAGCCAAUAUCAACAGGCUGAGAAAUGAUUACAAAGCCAGUGUUACAGUGCCUGAUAGCAACGGUCCCGAACGUGUUCUUUCUAUUGGAGCUGAAUUGGGCACAGUCCUUGAUAUGCUGCUGGAGGUUCUGCCAGAAAUGGAAGAUCAGGCCAGGAACAAAAGGAAUGACGCAGAAUCGGAAGUGCGCAUGAUUGUUCACCAGAGCCAGGCAGGCUGCAUCAUCGGUAGACAAGGAUUCAAAGUCAAAGACUUGCGCGAGAAAACUGGAGCAAACAUCAAAGUGUUCUCCACCUGCUGCCCCAACUCCACAGACAGAGUGGUCGCCAUCACUGGCAAACCAAAAGUGGUGGUUGGCUGCAUUGAGGAAAUUGUGGAGCUGUUGCAACAAGAACACCAGGCUCCCCCUAAAGGGCCCAUGAAUCCAUACGACCCGUCGUUCAGUGAUGAGUUUUUGGCUCCUGAAUAUGGAGGCUUCAUCACUGGAGACAUCCGUGCCAGCAAGGGACUGCCACGUGGGGCAGCCCCACCCCCUCGUGGUAUGAGGGGUGCGAUGCGGGGAGGCAGAAUGGGUAUGGAUGCUUUUGGGAUGGGUGGAGUCUUGGAUUUUGGCCGAGGUGGAAUGCGAGGUGGCAUGCGUGGAGGCAUGCGAGGCGGGAAGGCCUUUGGAAGUGGCUUGGGCGGUGACAUGGAGCCAGGCAUGGGCAGAGGGGCAGCUUUUGGCAGAGGGGGAACCAUGAGAGGCAACAUGAACGGCAAUAACAUGGGCUUGGGCCGUGUCGGAACUGGCCCUGGAUUUGGAAGUGCAUUUGGAGGUGGAAUGCAGCAAGAUUUCAGUGGUGAUAUGACUAACAUGGGAGGAGGCCAGGGCAUGGCGUUUGGUGAGGAGGAAUGUGAAACUACGCAAGUAACCAUCCCAAAAGAUCUGGCCGGUGCUAUUAUUGGUAAAGGUGGAAGUCGGAUUACCGAUAUCAGGCGUCGAUCGGGUGCCCAGAUUGUGAUUGAUGAGGCACUGCCGGGAUCCAAUGAUCGCAUUAUUAGCAUCAGUGGUACCCCUGACCAGAUCCAAAAUGCUCAGUACCUGCUCCAGAUGAGUGUAAACUUGUAGAUUUCAUCCCCGGGCUGUCUAGACGUCUCCACAUGCUCCACUGUCAAGCAGAACUCAAACAAGUUCUAGACGAAUGACUCCCAGACUCAGUCAGCAUUCAGCCCAUCGUAGAAACAUCUGGUUGGAGGAAUGCGGCAUCUGUCUUUGUAUGCAGUAUUGAGAUGCAUGGUUUUUUUUUCAUUCCAGACUAUCCCCAGACGUUACUUGUAACCAUAUUUUUUAAGAUACAAAUCUUCGUUGUCCUUAUGUCAUGUCAUUGCCUCAGCUCCUGAAAAUCAGAAAGUUUACAAGAGAUUAUCUCGUUCCCCCUCGAUAUGAGGGAUGACUGAUACUGUACACUGAAAUUUUGUCACAAAUACAAUUUGCUUCCUUGUCACUUUUGUGUUCUAGUUGAGAUCACUCCCUUCCUCCCAUGUUUGUCAGUGUUAGAAAUGAUCAACACUUGAAUGGUAAUGAAUUAUGUUCCAUCUUAGAAAAACUCUUAAGAGAAGGUUUUUGUGUUUGUUUGUUUUUUUGGGUUUUUUUUGUAAUUUCAUUUAUCUUCAUACUGCCAUGGUCCUUGUACAUAGCCCACCCUUUUGUCACGCAGUUGUUCAACAUUUAAUGUAACCUUCCAAUGACCACUUCAGAGACACAGGUACGUUUUUACUGUAACACCCGACCAUUGUUUUCUAACUGUUGUCAUAAUUUUGGAGGGGCUUGAUGACUACUCGUGGGUUGUGUUUGCCUCUUUGUUUUAAAGAAAUAAACAUUGUUUGUGUAAAAGUUC